AUGGGGAAAAUGUUGAAUGGCUUUGACCUAUUUGUUUAUGCUGUUCUAAUACUAAUCUUAUUGCUUCUUGAACAUGAAAACCAAUAUUGCUUUGCAGGAGUACUAGAGAAGAAGAACAAUGAGUCGCAAAUCGGCACCAAAUGCGACUUGUUUGAUGGGAGUUGGAUUUACGAUGAUACAUACCCACUCUACGACACAUCCAGCUGCCCUUUUAUUGACAGAGAGUUCGACUGUCAGAAAAAUGGACGCCCGGACAGUCAAUAUCUCAAGUAUAGAUGGAAGCCUAAGGGUUGUGCAUUGCCCAGAUUCAAUGGUCAGGACUUCUUGAGGAGAUUAAAGGGGAAGAAGAUAUUAUUCGUAGGGGACUCUCUGAGCUAUAACCAGUGGCAGUCACUAACAUGUAUGCUGCAUUCUGCAGUACCCAAAGCCAAAUAUACUUCAUCCAGUAAAGGAGAUUUCUAUACGUUUCUUUUGCCAGAAGAUGAAGUUUCUGUGAUGUUUUCUCGCAAUAAGUUUCUAGUGGAUCUGGUCCAAACAAAGGAGGGCAUGGUUCUAAACCUUGACUCUAUUGAAGGAGGAAAGUUGUGGAAAGGAUACGACAUGCUAAUCUUCAAUACCUGGCAUUGGUGGCUCCAUACGGGACGCGAUCAACCAUGGAAGUACAUUGAAUCGGGAGGCAAGAUACUCAAGGAUAUGGAUCGUCUGGCUGCGUUUAGAGAGGGAUUAACUACUUGGUCCAAAUGGGUCGAUUCUAACGUUGGCAACACCAAAGUUUUCUUUCAGGGCAUAUCUCCAACUCAUUUCAAUGGAGAUGAAUGGGGAGGGCAAAAAUCAGCAAACUGCAUAGGACAAACUCAACCUGUUAAUGGCUCAACAUAUCCCGGAGGUUCACCACCACCGGCAGCGGUGGUCCAUGAAGUAUUGAACAAAAUGUCACAGCCAGUAACUCUGUUGGACAUAACGUUACUAUCCCAACUGAGAAAAGAUGGUCACCCAUCUCUAUAUGGCAUAGAUGGCAAAAAGGGAAAUGACUGUAGCCAUUGGUGUCUUGCUGGUGUUCCGGACACAUGGAAUGAACUAUUCUAUGCAAUUCUUGUGACUACUUAA
Rosa rugosa (rugosa rose) is the source of this 1107-nucleotide messenger RNA. RefSeq names its product protein trichome birefringence-like 41. Gene Ontology annotation, molecular function: O-acetyltransferase activity. The transcript has 5 exons. The record is from RefSeq and is a predicted model, not a curated record. The coding region runs from base 1 to 1107 and encodes 368 amino acids. Lineage: Eukaryota; Viridiplantae; Streptophyta; Magnoliopsida; Rosales; Rosaceae. Gene Ontology annotation, cellular component: Golgi apparatus.